Messenger RNA from Manihot esculenta (cassava), 649 nucleotides. Its product is annotated as 40S ribosomal protein S21-2. Gene Ontology annotation, cellular component: cytosolic small ribosomal subunit; ribosome. Gene Ontology annotation, biological process: endonucleolytic cleavage in ITS1 to separate SSU-rRNA from 5.8S rRNA and LSU-rRNA from tricistronic rRNA transcript (SSU-rRNA, 5.8S rRNA, LSU-rRNA); endonucleolytic cleavage to generate mature 3'-end of SSU-rRNA from (SSU-rRNA, 5.8S rRNA, LSU-rRNA); translation. Gene Ontology annotation, molecular function: structural constituent of ribosome. The transcript is spliced from 4 exons. The record is from RefSeq and is a predicted model, not a curated record. NCBI's taxonomy places the organism in Eukaryota, Viridiplantae, Streptophyta, Magnoliopsida, Malpighiales, Euphorbiaceae. The coding region runs from base 203 to 448 and encodes 81 amino acids.
GCGAGAGUGGUCUCUGUUAGUAAUUUCAUCACAAAAGGGCACGCAAGUAAUUGGCAUUAGGGUUAGGGUUUUGUCGCCGAUAUAAAUUCCCAAAAUGAUUCAUUUUUCCUAGUCUUUUGCCUUGAGCUUCUCGCAGCUGCAGUCUUCCUCAUCAGGUGAUUUGAGCUAAGUGUUUUUCUGGGUAGCCAAUCAAUCAUUCAAGAUGCAGAACGAAGAGGGUCAGAAUAUGGAUCUGUACAUCCCCAGGAAAUGCUCUGCCACAAAUAGGCUCAUCACCUCCAAGGAUCAUGCUUCUGUCCAGAUUAACAUUGGCCACUUGGAUGCCAAUGGCCACUACACUGGUCAAUUUUCCACUUUUGCCCUCUGUGGUUUCGUCCGAGCUCAGGGUGAUGCCGACAGUGCUUUGGACAGGCUUUGGCAAAAGAAGAAGGCAGAGCUCCGCCAAUAAUUGCACUGGGAGGAUGUUCUGUUUUCUUUCAAACGUUGUUAGUCCAUGAAGAGUGACUGCAGUUACCUGGCUGUUCCGUUUUGUUUCUGUGGUUUUAGAUUUGUUAUCAUGGAGUUAAUAUCUAGUACUGAGCUUGAUUCUAUGUUGAACCUUUUUUGGCAUGAUUUUAUAUAAUAUCGUGUUGCAGUUCUAAGUUUUGAA